AUGUUAUUCAACAGCGUAUCUGUCUUGUCGCUUGCUGCUCUUUUUCAAGCAGCAACUAUCUAUGCUCAAAAUGUAGAAACGGUGAACAAUAACUCUACUGUUUUGCAGCAACAACCCAUUGAUAAACCUGCGGGCUUACCCAAUGUUGAUUGGGACAUUUUGAGAAUAGAUCCAUCCGCCCGUGAAAAUCUUUGUCAGCGUCAAACAGCCUAUUGCGCUAAUAAUUGUGGAGGACCAAACCAAGCACCUAAAAAUUUCUGUAACGUUACUACUAUGGCUUGGGGCUGUGGAUGCUCACAUAAGGUUGCUGAUUUCGCACCUUUCUUAUGGCCUGUUGUUCAAGCAGAAUGCUCAGGGAAAGCGCAGGAAUGUCAAAUGAUUUGUAACAAGGACAUUGUCAAUCCUUCUACAUGUGCUGCAACCUGCAAUGCCUAUUACCAAUGUGAUACAGACAAUGCGCCUCCAAGCUAUCUGCAGACCGAAAGUCCAAACGAUACACCUUCUUACCAUGGUCCUCCAAAGAAGGAGAUUAGUAAAUCAGACAACUCCAACAAUAGAAACGGAAAUUCUUCUGAUUCUCAUACCUCUCGUGCAUCUGAAUCUAAGAGUAGCAGCAAUGCUUGCUUGCUAGCUGCUCUUGUUGCUGGUGCCAGCUCUGUUCUAUUGGCAGUGGCCAACCUAUAA
This is a messenger RNA of Mucor velutinosus, 684 nucleotides long. RefSeq lists its product as uncharacterized. NCBI's taxonomy places the organism in Eukaryota, Fungi, Mucoromycota, Mucoromycetes, Mucorales, Mucoraceae. Bases 1 to 684 code for a protein of 227 amino acids. The transcript has 5 exons. The record is from RefSeq and is a predicted model, not a curated record.